AAUAUUCUGAAACUUCACUUCUCCUCGCACGCACUCUCACUAUUUGAUUCGAUCACACACUAAUUUAAACUCGAACCCUAAAUUUAACGCAUUUCAACAUUCGACAAAAAUGUACUCGUGUAUUCCCCAUAACAUUUCUCUCCAUUUUCACUACUCAACAACUUCCCCAAACUCGAAGUUGUUCGCUUCGCGCAAUUUGAAGAUUCGCGCUGUUUCAACUACGGAGAAUCACGCUUCUACUUACAUUCCUGCUGCUCCCAUUUUUCUUCCCGAUGGACCUUGGAAGCAGAUUCCAGGCGGAGUUACUGCUGCAGAGGGGUUCAAAGCUGCAGGAAUGUAUGGAGGGUUGCGUGCCGUAGGAGAAAAGCCUGAUCUUGCACUUGUCACCUGUGAUGUUGAUGCCAUAUCUGCAGGGUCAUUCACGACUAAUGUGGUUGCUGCUGCUCCGGUGUUAUACUGCAAAAAGACGCUAGACAAUUCAAACACUGCACGUGCUGUGUUAACUAAUGCAGGUCAAGCAAAUGCAGCUACGGGCGAAGCAGGUUACCAUGAUGUGAUAGAAUGUGUGGACAACCUUGCAAAGUUACUGGGAGUGAAGCCAGAAGAAGUAUUAGUUGAAUCCACUGGUGUAAUUGGUCAAAGAAUAAAGAAGGGGGCACUUUUAAACUCACUUCCCAUACUAGUGAAUUCGCUAUCUUCUUCAGUUGAGGGGGCAGAUUCUGCAGCAGUGGCAAUCACCACAACAGACCUUGUUAGCAAGAGCGUGGCAAUUGAGUCUCUGGUUGGAAGAACUAAGGUCAGAAUUGGAGGAAUGGCAAAAGGUUCUGGAAUGAUCCACCCAAAUAUGGCUACUAUGCUUGGGGUAAUAACAACUGAUGCCUGGGUAACCAGUGACGUUUGGAGAAAGAUGGUUCAGGUUGCUGUUAAUCGAAGCUUCAACCAGAUAACUGUAGAUGGAGAUACUAGUACUAAUGAUACUGUUAUUGCUUUGGCUAGUGGGUUGUCUGGGAUAAGAUGUAUUUCUUCUCUAGACAGUGAUGAGGCAAUUCAACUUCAGGCAUGCCUAGAUGCGGUAAUGCAAGGUCUUGCCAAAUCUAUAGCUUGGGAUGGAGAGGGAGCAACAUGCCUCAUUGAGGUCAGUGUGACUGGUGCAAAUAGCGAGGCUGAAGCUGCAAAAGUUGCUCGUUCAGUUGCAUCAUCUUCAUUAGUAAAGGCUGCUGUAUAUGGUAGAGACCCUAAUUGGGGACGCAUUGCCGCUGCCGCUGGUUACUCGGGGGUUGCUUUCCACCAAAAUUUACUCAGGGUAGAGCUGGGGAAUAUUUUACUAAUGGAUGGUGGGGAACCACAAUCCUUUGACCGGGGCGAGGCUAGUAGUUAUCUGAGAACGGCUGGGGAGACUCACGGUACAGUUAAAAUUCAGAUAUCCAUUGGCAAUGGGCCAGGACAAGGACAAGCAUGGGGCUGUGAUUUAAGCUACGAUUAUGUCAAAAUAAAUGCGGAGUAUACAUCAUAACCAAGCGAAAAUGACACGUACUGGCAUAAUUAUGAUUGUGCACUAUUUAUUUUGUUUCAUCAAGAAAACCAUAGUUAUAUAAGUUAUACUGAAAUCAGCUCAUAAAGGGAUUGGCUAGUUUUAAUAAAAGGUUCAUUAGGGAGUUGUUUUCAGAUGUACCACUUUGUAUUUACUCUUUUUAGUGUUGAAUAUAAUCAACAAAUUUUUGUUAUGAUAUCAAAUAUAAGAGAAAUUCAACUAUCAUCACUUUUUUAAGGUUA
Molecule: messenger RNA, 1773 nt
Organism: Cicer arietinum (chickpea)
Lineage: Eukaryota; Viridiplantae; Streptophyta; Magnoliopsida; Fabales; Fabaceae
Product: arginine biosynthesis bifunctional protein ArgJ, chloroplastic
Biological process (GO): L-arginine biosynthetic process; L-ornithine biosynthetic process
Molecular function (GO): L-glutamate N-acetyltransferase activity, acting on acetyl-CoA as donor; L-glutamate N-acetyltransferase activity, acting on acetyl-L-ornithine as donor
Source: RefSeq, a predicted model, not a curated record